AUGACUCCUGAGAGAAGAAGCACUUUUCAGUUCAAAUACAAGAAAGUGGACCUGGUCAGCCUGCAGAAGUUGAGUGCCAAAGUGACACCGAUCAUACUCAAUAGCUUUGUGCAAGACUAUGGAAGAAUUUUGGACAUCUUAGAUGAGAAGACGGACAUGAUGAUUGCGGUGACUAUUUCUCAGUUCUAUGAUCCAUCUCUACGUUGUUUCACAUUUAUUGAUUUCCAGUUGGCUCCUACCUUGGAAGAGUUCGAGAGGAUUGUAGGCUGGAAUCUAAGGGAUCAUAAUACAUUUCCUAAGUUUGAUGAAGGUAUUCCUCCUAAGAGGAUAGCUUUAGCUUUGGGCUUGAAGGUUUCUAAAGUCGUAGAAAAUUGGGAUGUGAAGGGAGAUUUUAAUGGUUUUUCUAGAAAGUUCUUGGAAGAUCAAGCUAAGAAGAUGGAAAUAGAGGGUAAUUGGAAAUCUUUCUAUGCCGUGUUAGCUGUGUUGGUAUAUGGGAGAGUUCUCUUCCCAAAUAUUGACCAUUUUGUGGACCAUCUGGCUGUGAGGAUCUUUCUCUCUGGUAACCCUAUAUCGUUCCUCCUAGUGGACCUUCAUUAUGCUCUUCAUGAGCGUCAUGAGAAGAAGGGAGGAACCAUUUUAUGUUGUACACAGUUGUUGCAUGCUUGGUUUAGAUAUCAUAUUCCCGAAUAA
Lathyrus oleraceus (garden pea) is the source of this 690-nucleotide messenger RNA. RefSeq lists its product as uncharacterized. The transcript has a single exon. Bases 1 to 690 code for a protein of 229 amino acids. The record is from RefSeq and is a predicted model, not a curated record. Lineage: Eukaryota; Viridiplantae; Streptophyta; Magnoliopsida; Fabales; Fabaceae.